Molecule: messenger RNA, 1104 nt
Organism: Histoplasma mississippiense
Lineage: Eukaryota; Fungi; Ascomycota; Eurotiomycetes; Onygenales; Ajellomycetaceae
Exons: 2
Coding region: 1-1104 (367 amino acids)
Biological process (GO): N-acetylglucosamine catabolic process
Molecular function (GO): N-acetylglucosamine-6-phosphate deacetylase activity
Source: RefSeq, a predicted model, not a curated record
AUGCCCUCCAUAACCCAACAUCCCGACACCCCCGUACCCACGCCGCGCAUCACAAAGUUCACAAACUGCCGCCUCCCGCUCAACGGCCAUCUCGUCCUGCCAUCGCUAGGCCCCUCCGGUGGACCCCGCCGUGCAGAGGACGGAGCGGAAUCUCUCGGCGCGCACGUCGAAGGGCCCUUCCUCAGCCCUGGCAAAAACGGCAUCCACAGCCCCAGCGUCCUCCUCGCCGCCAAUACCGGCUUCCAGGACCUAAUAGACUGCUACGGCGCCGAAAACCUCCUCGCCUCGCAAGACGUCCCCUCCUCCGCCCCGAUCACCCCCACCACCACAUCCACAUCCACGUCCGCCUCCUCCGCCUCCACCACCCGCAGCAACCCCACCGCAAACAUAAAAAUGAUCACCGCCGCCCCCGAAGUCGGCAUCAUGAACACCCUCAUCCCCACCCUCGUCUCCCACAACAUCAUCUACUCCAUCGGGCACUCUGACGCCACCUACGAGCAGGCCCUCGACGCCCUCGCCGCCGGCGCCAGCAUGAUCACGCACCUCUUCAACGCCAUGCGGCCCUUCUACCACCGGCACCCGGGCAUCUUCGGCCUGCUGGCGCAGCAGUCGCAGCAGGCCACGCGGCCCUUCUACGGCCUGAUCGCCGACGGCAUCCACCUGCACCCGACCAGCGUGCAGAUCGCGUACCACGCGCACCCGGCCGGCAUGGUGCUGGUGACCGACGCGAUGAAGCUGUGCGGCAUGCCCGACGGCGUGUACGAGUGGACGAACGGCGAGCGCAUCAUCAAGCGCGGCGCGCUGCUGACGCUGGAGGGCUCGGCGGAGGGCAAGAUCGCCGGCUCCUCCGCCACGCUGAUCGAGUGUGUGAAUAAUUUCCGGCGGUGGGCGGGGACCGGGGUGGUGGAGGCCGUCAGGGCGGUGACGGAGACGCCGGCGCGGAUGCUGGGGUUGGAGGGCGUGAAGGGCGUGUUGGUGCCGGGGGCGGAUGCGGAUCUGGUGGUCCUGGGCGAGGAUGCGGAGGGGACGUUGACGGUGGAUCAGGUCUGGAAGUUUGGCGUGCGGGUUUUUGAUUGCGUGAAGGAUGCGCAGUGGGCGGCGUGA